Molecule: messenger RNA, 1368 nt
Organism: Odobenus rosmarus divergens (Pacific walrus)
Lineage: Eukaryota; Metazoa; Chordata; Mammalia; Carnivora; Odobenidae
Gene: HTR6
Product: 5-hydroxytryptamine (serotonin) receptor 6, G protein-coupled
Exons: 3
Coding region: 3-1325 (440 amino acids)
Biological process (GO): G protein-coupled receptor signaling pathway, coupled to cyclic nucleotide second messenger; chemical synaptic transmission
Cellular component (GO): membrane; dendrite
Molecular function (GO): G protein-coupled serotonin receptor activity; neurotransmitter receptor activity
Source: RefSeq, a predicted model, not a curated record
CCAUGGUCCCGGAGCCCGGCCCUGCCAACAACAGCACCCCGGACUGGGGGUCGGGGACGCCGUCGGAGCUGGCGGGCAGCGGAUGGGUGGCGGCCGCGCUGUGCGUGGUCAUCGCGCUGACGGCGGCGGCCAACUCGCUGCUCAUCGCGCUCAUCUGCACGCAGCCCGCGCUGCGCAACACGUCCAACUUCUUCUUGGUGUCGCUCUUCACGUCGGACCUGAUGGUGGGGCUGGUGGUAAUGCCGCCCGCCAUGCUGAACGCGCUGUACGGGCGCUGGGUGCUGGCGCGCGGCCUCUGCCUGCUCUGGGCCGCCUUCGACGUGAUGUGCUGCAGCGCCUCCAUCCUCAACCUCUGCCUCAUCAGCCUGGACCGCUACCUGCUCAUCCUCUCGCCUCUGAGCUACAAGCUGCGCAUGACGCCCCCGCGCGCCCUGGGGCUUGUCCUGGGCGCCUGGAGCCUGGCUGCCCUCGCUUCCUUCCUGCCCCUGCUGCUGGGCUGGCACCAGCUGGGCCGCGUGAGGGCCCCUGCCCCGGGCCAGUGCCGCCUGCUGGCCAGCCUGCCGUUCGUCCUCGUGGCGUCGGGCCUCACUUUCUUCCUGCCCUCGGGCGCCAUCUGCUACACCUACUGCAGGAUCCUGCUGGCCGCUCGCAAGCAGGCCGUGCAGGUGGCCUCCCUCACCACCGGCACGGCCGGCCAGGCCCUGGAGACGCUGCAGGUACCCAGGACCCCACACCCAGGGAUGGAAUCAGCUGAUAGCAGGCGUCUGGCCACCAAGCACAGCAGGAAGGCCUUGAAGGCCAGUCUGACACUGGGCAUCCUGCUGGGCAUGUUCUUUGUGACCUGGCUGCCCUUCUUUGUGGCCAACAUAGCCCAGGCUGUGUGCGACUGCAUCUCCCCAGACCUCUUCGAUGUCCUCACAUGGCUGGGUUACUGCAACAGCACCAUGAACCCCAUCAUCUACCCACUCUUCAUGCGGGACUUCAAGCGGGCCCUGGGCAGGUUCCUGCCGUGUCCCCACUGCCCUGAGGAGCGCCGGGCCAGCCUCGCCUCACCCUCUAUGCGAACCUCUCACAGCGGCCCCCGGCCCGGCCUGGGCCUGCAGCACGUUCUACCACUGCCGCUGCCACCUGACUCCAGUUCUGACUCAGGCUCAGGUUCCGGUGGCUCCUCGGGCCUGCAGCGCACGGCCCAGCCCCUGCUGCCUAGAGAGGCCCCCCGGCAGCCCCUGCCCUCUGCCAGGGCUGCCGCGGUGGUCAAUUUCUUAAACAUCGAUCCUGUGGAGCCCCAGCUGCAGCUGCAUCCCCUUGGUGCUCCCACGAACUGACCCGGGCUUGGAGCUGGUCGGCGGGAGCUGGACUGGAUAGAAC